Messenger RNA from Ipomoea triloba (trilobed morning glory), 849 nucleotides. RefSeq lists its product as uncharacterized. The record is from RefSeq and is a predicted model, not a curated record. The coding region runs from base 1 to 849 and encodes 282 amino acids. The transcript has a single exon. NCBI's taxonomy places the organism in Eukaryota, Viridiplantae, Streptophyta, Magnoliopsida, Solanales, Convolvulaceae.
AUGUAUCUGGGAAUUGAUGCUAGUGACAUUGAGGAUCCUAUUCUGGGUGCAAACACAAUCACAAAGGUCAUCACGGGUGGAACAUACAGUUAUUGGCGAACUGAGACAAACAUGCUGCCAGCUAAAUCACUAACAACAAAGUAUGCAAUUCUGCACAAGAUUGCUAUGACUAAUUGGAUGCCAAGUAAACACAGAGGGGGACUGAAUAUGCAAAUGGCCAAUCUGAUUUACAGGAUUGGAAAAGGUAUUCCUGUUGAUCUUAGUGAUUUAAUCUUUAAACAUGUGGCCACUUUCAGGAAACCAGCUACCAAAGAAAGCAAAGUGAAACUGCCCUUUCCAUGUACUAUCUAUGGGAUCCUGCAUACACAAGGAUUCAGGCCAGAAGCAAAUGAACAUAUGGAUGCACCCAAAUUCAGACUGAUUGAUGCUAGACUCAAGCAGAGAUCACAUGUGCUUGGUAUUUUUCCAAAACAUGGAAGCAGUUCAGCCCCAGCUCUAAAUAUUGAUGUUCCAUAUACAAGCAGACUCACAGCGCAACACUUAGACAAAAGCAUCAAAGAUCUCAACACUAUCAUCCAAAUUCUUGUUGAAAAGAGAGUAGUUGAAAUGCAACUGCGUGAACAAUUGAGACUAAGAGACCAAGAGAUGACUGCUGCUACUGCUGGACAAUCUGCUGAACCUUCUGCUGAACAAUCUGCUGAACCUUCCAUGACACCUGCUGUUGAAACUCAAACUGCUAACAACCCACCUGAUGCUGAGAUUGCCUUGACCAGCCAAGAGGCUGUUUCUUCAGAAUCUGAGUCAUUCUGUUUCAAAAUUUGGGUUUGCUUUCCUACUUGGUCUUGCUAA